Messenger RNA from Boeremia exigua, 1404 nucleotides. RefSeq names its product glycoside hydrolase superfamily. Gene Ontology annotation, molecular function: chitin binding. The annotation marks the transcript as partial. The record is from RefSeq and is a predicted model, not a curated record. The transcript is spliced from 3 exons. Gene Ontology annotation, biological process: carbohydrate metabolic process. NCBI's taxonomy places the organism in Eukaryota, Fungi, Ascomycota, Dothideomycetes, Pleosporales, Didymellaceae.
AUGUCGCCGAUCAGACAUUCGCCACUUGAAAAGCGACAACAGAAGAGACAGUGCGAUUCUUCGACGCCAUGUCCUGAUGGGAGCUGCUGCCGAAGGGACGGACGAUGCGGAUAUGGGAAAGAGAACUGCGACUCCAGUGUGUGUAUAUCCAAUUGCGGCGCUACUGCGCUGUGCGGUCGGGAUAGCAAGGGCGGUACGGUGAAGUGCCCGCUAAAUGUUUGUUGCUCCUACUAUGGCUACUGUGGAGUCGAACAAGACUACUGCAACGGAGGUGGACCUACUUCACCAUGUCAGACGGGGUUUGGGUCGUGUCAGACCAUUGCACCGCCUUCUUGCGGAGGCAAUUCAGCAGCUGGCCGCAGCAUUGGCUACUACCAACUGGCCAAUGUGAGGGAGCGCCAAUGCAACCGCAUCCGCCCGAAAGACAUUAACAUCAAAGGCUUAACGCAUCUAUAUGCUGCUUUUGCGACGAUCAAUCCCUCCACGUUCGAGGUUGCUGCCGCCGACCCCGACGACAUCAACCUGUACAAGGAGUUCACUGCAUUGAAGUCUUCAACGUUGAAGACGUGGAUCGCAAUUGGAGGCUGGAAUUUCAACGACCCAGGCCCAACGCGCACUACGUUCAGUGAUCUUUCCAAGACAGCUGCACGGCGGUCACGAUUCAUCACCUCACUGAAAUCGUUUCUGACUGCCCACGGCUUUCAAGGUGUUGACCUUGACUGGGAAUACCCUGGCGCGCCGGAUAGAGGCGGCGUCCCCGAAGAUACCGACAACUACGUUUUACUCCUCAAGGAAAUGCGAGCAUCGUUCGGCACCCAGUUUGGAAUUAGCAUAGCUACACCGGCGAGUUACUGGUACUUGCGCUGGUUCAAACCCAAGGAGAUGCAACAGUACGUUGACUGGUUUGGAGUCAUGACCUAUGACUUGCACGGUCCUUGGGACGAAAAGGUCGUUCAGAUUGGCAAGGUCGUUCUAGGUCACACGAAUGUUCCUGAAAUCUCCAACUGGACACAGCCUCUCUGGUAUGAUGAAGUUGAUCCGGCCAAGGUCAACUUGGGACUUGCGUACUACGCCCGAGGAUACACUGUGUCGGAUCCAAACUGCAAUGGUGUUGGUUGCAACUGGAGUGGAACCAGUCGUCCUGCACCAUGCACAAAUUUUGGUGGCGUGAUGUCACUCCAGGAAAUUGAGGAUACUAUCAUUCCGCAGGUCGGCGUCAAGCCAACCCUUCUAGAGAAGGACAUGAUGAUGGAACUCAAAUGGGGUAAUCAAUGGAUAGGAUACGAUAACCUGGACACCAUCGCGAUGAAGAAGACAUGGGCCAGUCAGCACUGUUUCGGGGGCACGAUGAUCUGGAGCGUGGACUUUUACAGUGGUUCUGGCUCUGGCAAUACCCCAGACGGC